AUGAACUUUGUGAACACCUACCUGCUUCUUCCACUGCAGCGUAAGAUUUUUAAGAACUUCGGCCACUAUGACUACCAGACGAGCACAUUCCACCUCAACGAGGAGCGGGUAAAUGAGGUCUUCUUCGACCCCGCUUAUAACCCGUUUGUCGACGUGCUGCGCGAGACGUCGCACGCGUCGGCAGUCGCGUCAUCCAAGGCGGCGGCAGCGACGGCACAGCAGCAGCAACACCUGCGCUCCUUCUCUCCCAGUGUGCGAAGACGGAAUACCACAAACGAUGCCGAUGCUGGUCUUCAAGUGUCUCCACCGCCACCAAGAGAACCCUGGAUUGGACCAGGCCCCAAUGAAGCCGCAGCGGUGACUGUGGCGGAAGAGGCGAGGAGGAAUAAGGAGCUCCCUGCCAGCGCACCACGCAGCCCAUCAGUGCGACUACUCAGCGGGAAGAUUCGCUCCGCCGGGCUUGUGUCGUUCCUACGCCGAGUCACGACGCAAAAGUCGUUGACGGUUGAGUCUAUAGAUUUGGUCUUUGAUGUGGCCACCACGACGAUUGCCAAGUCAACGGACGGCUUUCCCACGGACACUCCGUCUCUAGCCACCCAGUCCAUGGGUGUACCGCAGGAUUCGGAGGACGAUACCGUACAUCAGCGGGACAGUGCACCUCUCCCGGAUCCAGCAGCAGCAGCGCUGGGGCUGUCUCUUGAGGAGGAAGACGAAUACACGACCCCUACGAUGCAGCACCUGUUCUCAAGGCGUCUUCGACGCGACGAGGUGGGGACACUGGCACGAUCGUACUCCAUUGAGGAUCAUUCAUGUCUAUGCAACAAAGCGGGCGAUCUAGGUAGCUCACCCGACGCGGCAGGGGAGGACUUUGGCUAUUUGGACGCAGGCUCCGGGUCUCGAGGCGCUGAGGGCGAUACGAGGCCAGUAAGCCCCAAAGAAGGUUCUACAACGCAGUUUCACACCGUCGGGGACCUGAUGACGUACCUUAAACAGCAGCUGCAAGGCGUGGCGGUAGGCGUGGAGGAGGUGCGCCUCACCUUCUGCGUCCCACCCGCUGGUGCCGCCGGGUCACUUCUGUGCAGCACAGACUCCGAGAACCACUGCAGUGGACGACCACAUGGAGCUGCGCGGCCAAGUGCCAUGGGGGCACAGCUGCGCAUGCGCAGUGGUACACGUGUCCUGCAUCUGUCGUGUCGUCGAGGACUGCGCUUCACAGUGGACGAGUCCACCGGGGCGGCUGUGGAGGAUAUGCAAUGCACGGCGAGCAUACAGGAUUGGCAGUGCUAUGUUCACGUGAUGGCCGAUGAUGGCCCGCUGCCAUCGGAGUUCUCCCUGGAUGACUUAGUCCUCGCGACGUCUACAACAUUCACCGCAGGUGAUACAGGGCAGUCACUGAGGUCAUCAGCGAGGGAUGACAGCGAGUCCGCUGUGGGGGUACCCUUCACAGUCCGUGUUGCCCGGCGAGGUGCCAGUGCGGCUGCCGACGCCGGUACUACUUCGCCUUCCCCUCCGCUGGUGUCUACUGGUGUGCCGCCGCCGCCAAAGGUUCUUGUCGAAGUGGACGCCGCAGAAGGCUGGAGCGUUGUUCUCUCUGCAGUGCAGAUGGCGCACCUGGUGGACAUGGUGAAGCAGGUAAUCGGCGACACGACGGGUUCUUGCGGUGACCCGGUCUCUGCAGGCAGCUUUUCUGCAUUCUCUUCGGCUGUGGAACUCCCCAGAACAACGACAGAGCUGGAGAAGCAAGUAGCGGCGGCGCCACUACAUUCUGGUGAGGCCGUCACUGCCUCCGCCUUGACCGCCACACAGCUGCGCGCCGCCGCCAAGUAUGUGAGCGUGCAUUGUGGUGGGUGCUCUAUCAGUUUACUGACACAGUCCGUCGUCGACACCAACGCUGUGGCGUGUGCGUGGCGUUGCGCGCUUUCCUCACAGCAGCUAGCCCUUCUCGACCCACGGACGUACGACCCAUUUCAACAACGGACUGCUGGCUUAACCCUGCCCGUGUACGAGGCCCUCACCACGGCACAUUUCACGUAUGUCAUGCGUGAUGUGGACGUACUAUUUCCAAACAUCGAUGCGGAGGCGCCCCUCUCGCCCUCCACGUCGCUGCUGAGUGCCAGUGGCGUUUUUCAGCAAUCUGCAAGGAAGCGGAAAAUUUACCGACGGAUCUUUGACAACAAGCUGGCCGACCCUGCCGUGACAGAGCAGCUUGCCAGAGCGCACACUGCUGCAACCAGCUUCAACAGCGGCAGCGGUGCGAGUUUCUUCCUUGGGGUUGGAUCCAUUUCGUUCUUGGAGUACCGCCACGCCACCGCCGCCGCCUCCGGGCAACGCAACGCGACGUUGCCUUAUUCGUCUUCCAACGCUAACGUAAGUGCGGCACCGUUCUUGUCGCCCUCGCUGGGGCACUCGGUGCGUCCUGCGAAGCUCAUGCACGCUGAGCGCAGUCCAUACGCCUUGGUCAUUUUCCACCGUUCCACACCGCCACUUCCGGAGCAAGUGUCUAGCGCGGGAGUAUUAGUUCCACCACCACCACCCUGCUUGCAUAUCUACCAGGAGACUAUUGCCGUUGGUGUGGCCAACAUUUCUGUCCAACUCGACCCAGGACUGGUAGAAGUUCUCACGAUGUACGGCACCACUGUUGAAGAGCUGAUCCGCCGGAUGGGUUGCGCAGGGCAGGGGUGCAAAGGGGAACCAAAUCGCACUGCUGAGGCUCUGACCGGCGCAACAGGCUCGUCAGCUCGUCAGCUCUCUUCGCCGCCAUUACCAACACCGUCCCCGUCACCCAUGACCCGCACCCGCAGCUCCGUCAAGGUGCUUCUGGAGAGUGUCGAUGCGUCGAUUCGGUUCCCACUCCAGACGAACAGGGCCACAGCCUCUUCGGAGCAUCCACUCGAUCUUGUUGAUGGCGCCUCGGCGCCUACCACAUCCCCCGCCUCAGCUGCAGGCGCGCCGCAAUCGUUGCUGCUUGCGCGUCUUCUGCAGCGCUUACGAGAGUCAAGCUUGGAUGCCCACUGUCAUAACCGGGCACUCCUCCGCCGCCAUGCGCGGCAAGCGAGGUGCGACGAGAGCGGCAUCGCGACAUCACCGACGACGGCAAAGCUGGCCGAGGUGACGGUUGACUCAAUGAUCGCUGUGCAGGAGGAGCUGGGGUUUCCCGAGGACGUCGAUAGGCGAGCGCGCUUCCUGCCUGAGUUGCUGCGCUUUUCGCUGCGCGACUUGCAGGUGGUGCACACACCAUCCGCGACUACGGUCUCUCGCGGGGUCGACGUAGCAGCUCCCACGGCGGCGGUUUAUAGGCCCGCCAGCACGUCCGUCAAAUGGCGUGAGGCGGUCGUAUAUUUGCAGGAUAUCCUGGAGCAGACCAAGUCGGAGCUGUUUCGAGUAGACUACAGUCACGAGAUGAACAUCAACGUGACGCACACCAGCCUCCCUGGCCUUGCUGGAGGCGCCUGGAGAGCUUUGAAGCGCGUUCUGGCGCUGCAGGUACGGCUCGGUGAGAUCACAACGACUGCGCUAACGCAGGACGACUAUCUGCUCGCUACUCACUACGUGAAUGAGUUGCUGUUGACGCUGUCGCGGUGCCGCCAGCGCCUGCACGCCUGCAGGGUAGCUGCUGCGGCAAGAGAGCCAGCCAGCAGCGCAUCACCGGGUGGCCAAGCCACUAUGGCAGCUGUGGUCUCUGUGCAGUCAGCCGGUCUACUGGUCCCCGACGAAGCGGGGGCAGCAUCGAUGGAUGUCUCGGAUGUAAGCCGGUCUUUGAACAUGUCUGGAGACGGCGUACGACCUAUCGAGUGCCGUGAAGAGUCCUUCAAGCAUCCUGCCGGCACCGUCGCAGAAGCCUUCGCCAUGGCAGAUGCACGGACCGCGGACAGGGGUUCUGUCGGAGCGAGGGUGAGCAAGCGCGUGGCGAGCGUAGACAUUCAGGAUAGUACUUCGGGGCCCAAACCUCAAGACAGCGGCAGCGGCUGUGAUGGUGGUACCACAGGUUCGUUGAGGAAUGUCGUUCCAGAACUGUGGCGUCUCGUGGACACGACGUGCACAUCACUUGACGUGCACAUCAGUCGCAUUCGUCUGGGACUCUUCGCGCCUCGUCUCUCACCGAUGGGUCAGGUGGUCGGGGAGCCGCUCUACCGGUGUCUCCCGAAGGCUCAGCGGCGCUGCCUGGUCGACCUAAACUGCCUCUAUCACCUUUACAUAAUGGAACUUGUUGACGUGUCUGUGCGCGGGCUGAGUGGCGACGGCGCCCUCGUCAAUGCCGGACAGGCAAACUACGCGCGUGUUCGAUUGGGUGACUUCUCCUUGUGGGAGCGGCAGCCGGUGCGGGUGCCGCCACUCACGUCUUGCGGUCGUCGCGAAACUGGCGGAGAGACAGAGGUGGCGGCAGCGCCGUUGCUCUCCAGGAGCUACGUAUCCAACCCCGUAGGGUCCGGUAAUACGCUACCGGGGUCGCACGGCCUGGCGGGUGGCACGUACAGAGACUUGGCCUACUAUAUGCCGAACCCCAAAGCAGCCUACCCUGGGCAUCGACGCUCGGGCAAUCUGGUGCAGCUGGUGCAGAGCUACACAGAGGUGCAAGCCAACGAAAAGGAGGGGGGUGGCAGGCGCCACAGAGACGGAUGCGAUGUGACUGAGGGCGAUGGCGAUUGCGGCGGCCAGUGGGUUAGCAGCAGCUCACGAGUGCUCUCCGAGAUUUGGAGUGCCUACGUGCGAGAGCUCCAAUCAAUGGUCCCGAUGGCUGGACCAGCUGCGCACGCUCCGCUGCCCUCCGCUCGGGAGAGCGGUGUGUGCGAGGUGCGCCUCCUCGAAAUAGCGAGGGCGCUACCCAUCGCAGCUGCGACGCACUGCCGUCACACUACGCCGUUGGUUCCUACUUCUUGUAGCGCUGAAUUGGUGCCACCCAACAGACGUUACCUGUGGCUACAGCUGACCGGCUUGGGUCUUCAUCACGCUGUUGCAUACAAUGGCGAUCAUCUGGCGGCGGUACUGAAGCAGUACUUCAGCGGUGGAGAUGGCACUGUUGCUCCGGUGGGGUCUGUCGUGCCAGGUGGUGGCGAGGCGAGAGGCGCGGCUGAGGGGCUUGCCACGUCUGUUUUGACGGAGGAGCCGCUCUGGACGACGAAGGUGCACGUGGACAUCGUGAACCUCAUGGCCACGUACCGUCCUCACGGGGCCGGUCGCUCACUAGCGGUACUGCUGCUGCCGCGUGCUUCGGUGCUUAUAAAGCUUCCAGGGACAGCUCCGGCGUCGACGGCGUCAUCGGAGGCGAAAGAGACCAUCAUACCACCUGAAGAGCUAGGGAACGUCGGCGCUGCAACAAGGUCUCCCGCGACAUCGUCGCCACCACCUGCCUCCGCCGAUUUAUCCGUUCCGCUAAAGAUGCAUGCCAAGGCGUGGCUUCAUACGUCACUGCCGCUUUACGUGUGCAAUGACUGUGACGUUGAGGCUCUUGUGCACGAGGUUAUCAACCCGGCCGAGAGUGACGACUGGGGCGUUGACCUGGAAAGCGCCGGCUUUGUGCGCCUUUGCGAGGUGGUUUCUACGGCCACCUUCUCCUCCCCGUCCUCGCGCACUGCGGAUAUGCAGGAGAGCACCGAUGACGCCGAUCUACCUAGCGUGCCCAGAUCAGCUUCGUUCUCGCCAACUCCAAACCUGUUCCUCACGGUGCGCUCUCAGGGCUUAGGCGCGUCGGGGCCGAGCGCUGACGGCGGCGGUAGCACGAGAGAGGAGAGCGGCUCUACUGACUGCGCCUACUUGGCGCCGGCUGUGUCGAUGCAUCUGCAACACGUAGAGCUGUCCGCGUUCAUGGCAAAGGAUUCCUUUGAGGUGUUCCGUGAACUUGUGGAGGCGUGGGGCUCCGGGGCUGACCUGGAGGCAACGGAGGCCCCGGCAGCGCUUGUCAUGCGCAGCGGGCCCGGCUUUGAGUGGGUGGCGGAGGAGGUGGCGCGCAGCUGCGCCCCCAUGACAUUCCGUGUGAACCCUUACCUCAUGACCAGGGAUAGAACUGCGGAAGCAGAUGCAAGUAGUAGGGGGGUUUUAACCUCUCCAUUCGGUGAGCCGAUUAUGCGCACCAUUGCGAGUGUCGAUGACUACACGUCGCACUGCCCAUUCCUGCCGUCGAACACGUCGUUGCGAUCGUCUCACGACUUCGAGUCGCCGUGGACGGUGCCGGAAAGCUCGCAGUUAGGACCUGCUGCCGGCAUUGGUGGCUUCAGCGCCUCCUACUUGGCGUGCCGGAGCAGCACGAGCGCGUACGGCUACAAUCACUGGCUCGAUGCUCUACACGCUUCGCACGGACGAGAUCCGAAGCUCUACGACACGUACCAGACACGCGCCGCCCAGCUCCUUGAUGGUGCACCGUGGGUGCCACUGCGCCAAAGCGUACACCUUGAUUCCUCGCACGCAAGCGGCGUGAGGCAAGAGGGAAAACGACGCGACGCGAGCGCCUCUCGGCCACUUGAGUUGUCUACUGAUGCCGUGCCGAAGUCCCGACGCUAUGCCGAAGUCUGGGACACCAUUUCCGUACCAAGCGACGACGAUGACAAGCUGACGGAGGAGGAAGAGAUGGCGGCAGUGGCGCCAACGCGCGGCGGCAGCGACGCACGUGGAGGGGCAUCAUUCCUGUCACCCCGGCUGCCACUACAAAGGAAGGUAGCUGCUGCUGCUGCUGCUGCUGCUGAGAUCUCCCUGUCCUCGUCUUUCUCCGAUCUGGAGGAUAUGGCGGCGUCUGGAGCCCAGCUGCGAUGGUGCAUUCUAGCGUCUGGGAAUCCUGUUGCAUCAUCGUUCUUGUCUUCGGGCGAUGCCCGACACUGCGGCGAUCAUGUCGUCUCUAAUGCCGUCGAUGGCGGCACACCCGAAGCCGCAGAGGCGAGCAUUGACCUGUUCGCUGCGUGCAACGGGCAUCCGCACUUCCUCAGCUGCUGGUCACGCGAGCGUGUCGAGGCCGCGUGGCAGAGGCGUGCCGUGCGUCUCAACCGACUCGACGGCACCGAUGACUCCCUCCUCCAUGACACCGCUGAGAAGUACCUCUACCCCCCGGUUGAGCUUGAGUUCUUCUUGAGCGAUUGCUCCCUCAACCUCAGCUUCUACGAAGGAACCGACUUGAUGUCGGCGGCCGUCCGGAGGCAGCGGCGGGGCUACCUGCAGAUCGUAUCGCGAGGUGCAAGCCUGGCGCAGGCGGCGCCGUACAUAUUCAGCGGCGACAGACGUUCAGAGCCAGCUUUGCGUGCAAUGAGCAGCAACAGCGCCAGCGCUGACCCAGGGGCGCCAGCUCAUGAUCCUUCACACACUCACGACGGGGGGAAGAAGUCCUCGAUUUCUCGUUACAGCCACUCCACAACCGUGGACACCGGCGCUACGUGGGCCUUACAUACCGUCAGUAGCGAGUCUUCGGCGUUGCGGCUAGAGCGCCUGCAAGAUCGUGGCUGUCGCAGUGGGUUUGGCGACCGGGAUGCAAACAAGCGACUUGUCCUCAGUUGCCGCGACAUCACGGUCCAGAUGGACACCUUCUCUCAAGGCUCGGAGGAAGACUUGUGGUUCCACGUCGUGGUGGGGGAGGUAACAGUGUUCGACUGCAUCAACACCAGUGAUGUUCAUCGUCUGCUGACCGCCACGCCGAAGCCACCUGCGUCGCUUGCCGCACAACAGCGGAGAGACAGCAGUGACGUACGUUUCCAUGCCGAAGUGUCUGACGUUAAGCACGGCGGCAUCGGCAUUCACAGUGGCGCAAAUGAUGCGCGACAGCUGGAACUGACUGGGCUGCUCACCUCAUCCAAGAGCGUGCUUAUGGCGGCGAGCGGAGGUAUGACGGAGACGUCUCGUGCCUCCUUCACCGUCUCCCAUUUCCAGCAGGGCGGGAGUGAGCUUUCGUUGGUGAUCCGACUGCAACCGACGUCGCUGACGUGGAGCGGCGCUUCCGUCGACUUUGUGCAGUCCUUCUUCUCUGUGUCAGCGUCGCCACCCACCUCUCCAGGCAGUAGCACAGGUGCAGCAGCAGUUGCUGCGUUGGCGCCGUCCGUGCCAGCGACCGAGGCGGGCAUCAUUUCAGGCACCGAAGCACCCCCCCUUUUCUACCGUCGUGUGGUGAUUCUGCCCACAACAUUGACCGCCGCCGGCUCCUUCGAGAGCAACAAGGGGGUUCUGGCGGCCCUGUCAGAGGGAAACUCCCUCGAUGCCUUGCGCAGCAUACCGGUAUUAUCGUGGAUAUCGCUGCAGGAGAUUCCGCUCCCGAUUCCGUUCAUACGCGUCGAGGACUGCAGCAACGUUGCCAUGCUUCUGCAGCGCAUCGUGGAGGACUCAAAUUGUGUGUCCAUUCGCUUUUUGCUGACGGCGUUUUGCUGUGGACUGCAACCGCUCUCCGCCGUGACGCGUGUGGGUGAGGCGGCAAAAGGCCUUUUGCUGCUGCCGCUUUCCAACUACCGCGGCGCGGCCUUGCAUCAUGCGAUCCGCACGGCGUCUUCUGUGUUCAUGCAGGAGCUGCUCACGCAGGCGUCAGGCAUAGCAGCGUUGCUGGCGAGUGGAUCCUAUCAUGCAAGCCGCUCGCUCCUUGAGAUACUCGUCGAGCCCCAAUAUUGUGCGCUCACCAUAGAAGAGCCGUCGCGCGCUGCCCAGCCCACCGGUGUCGCAGAUGGCUGGCGGCAGGGCCAAGAGCAGCUGCGUGUUGGACUGCAGGAGGCGCUCACCAUGGCAAGCUGCUGCACCGGGCCAGACGGGAGCCUUCUCCGCGUUCCCGCAGCGGCGUUGCGUCUUCUCAUGGGUGUGUCUGGCGCCGCAACGACAACCCUCUGGGGUGUUCGAAAUAGUCAAGGCAGUGCCUUGCGUGAGCGAGAUGGCCACAUCUACAAAAAGAAGUCUUGA
Molecule: messenger RNA, 8853 nt
Organism: Leishmania braziliensis MHOM/BR/75/M2904
Lineage: Eukaryota; Euglenozoa; Kinetoplastea; Trypanosomatida; Trypanosomatidae
Exons: 1
Coding region: 1-8853 (2950 amino acids)
Biological process (GO): piecemeal microautophagy of the nucleus; autophagy of mitochondrion; reticulophagy
Cellular component (GO): phagophore assembly site; extrinsic component of membrane
Molecular function (GO): phosphatidylinositol-3-phosphate binding
Source: RefSeq, a predicted model, not a curated record